Molecule: messenger RNA, 1653 nt
Organism: Ochotona princeps (American pika)
Lineage: Eukaryota; Metazoa; Chordata; Mammalia; Lagomorpha; Ochotonidae
Gene: CIAO3
Product: cytosolic iron-sulfur assembly component 3
Exons: 11
Coding region: 82-1497 (471 amino acids)
Biological process (GO): iron-sulfur cluster assembly
Cellular component (GO): cytosolic [4Fe-4S] assembly targeting complex
Molecular function (GO): 4 iron, 4 sulfur cluster binding
Source: RefSeq, a predicted model, not a curated record
CCGGCAGCGUGGCGGAAACAUCCUCGCCCUUUCGCGCCCUUUCACGACUCCUGCGCGCCGCGCGGCGGCAGUGUGGCCGCCAUGGCGUCGCCCUUCAGCGGGGUCUUGCAGCUGACGGAUCUGGAUGACUUCAUCGGGCCGUCCCAGGACUGCGUCAAGCCGGUGCAGGUGGAUGCGAGGCCGGGGCGCGGCGCGGCCAAGCGCCUCAUCCAGGACGACGGCAGCUACGUCCAGGUCCAGCAGGACGGCGGGACGCGCCGGCUGGACAAGGCCCGGGUCUCCCUGGACGACUGCCUGGCCUGCAGCGGCUGCGUCACGUCCGCCGAGACGGUGCUCAUCACCCAGCAGAGCCACGCGGAGCUGCGGAAGGUUCUGGAAGCCAACAGGGUGGUGGAGCCUGCCCAGCACAGGCUUGUGGUGGUCUCCCUUUCACCCCAGUCGGCGGCAUCCCUGGCUGUCCACUUCCGGCUGACGCUGGUGGACACUGCCCAGAAGCUGACGUCCUUCCUCAAGCAGAUGGGCGUGCACUCUGUAUUUGACACAGCCUUCGCCAGGAACUUCAGCCUCCUGGAGAGCCAGCGGGAGUUUGUGCAGCGGUUCCGGCACCAGACACUGCCCGUGCUGGCCUCUGCCUGCCCAGGCUGGAUCUGCUACGCGGAGAAGACACACGGCAGCUUCCUGCUCCCCUACCUCAGCACGGUCCGCUCCCCGCAGCAGGUCAUGGGCGCCCUGCUCAAGGACUUCUGGGCCCAGCAGCAGCAUGUGGCCCCCGACCGGAUCUACCAUGUCUCGGUGAUGCCCUGCUAUGACAAGAAGCUGGAAGCCUCACGGCCGGACUUCUUUGACCAGGAGCAUCAAACCCGGGAUGUAGACUGCGUGCUCACCACAGGCGAAGUCCUCAGGCUGCUGGAGGAAGAGGGGGUCUCGCUGUCGGAGUUGGAGCCGGCUCCCUUGGACAGCCUGUCCGCGCACUGCUCAGCUGAGGAGCCCAGCAGGCAUCGGGGUGGGGGCUCAGGCGGCUACCUGGAGCAUGUCUUCCGGCAUGCAGCCCGGGAGCUCUUUGGGGUUCAGGAGGCGGACGUCACCUACAGACCCCUCAGGAACAAGGACUUCCAGGAGGUGACCCUGGAGAGGGAGGGCCAGGUGCUGCUGCGCUUUGCCUCAGCCUAUGGCUUCCGCAACAUCCAGAACCUGGUGCAGCGGCUCAGGCGGGGCCGCUGCCCUUACCACUACGUGGAGGUCAUGGCCUGCCCCUCAGGCUGCCUCAACGGUGGCGGGCAGCUCAAGGCCCCAGCUGGGCCUGGCCGGGAGCUGCUGCAGCAGGUGGAGAAGCUGUACAAUGAAGUCAGAGUGCAGGCGCCCGAGGAUGUGGCCGGUGUGCGGGCACUCUACGCCGAGUGGCUGCAGGGUGAGGACUCGGCCCGGGCCCGCCGCCUACUGCACACCCAGUACCAUGCCGUGGAGAAGGCCAGCUCCGGCCUCAGCAUCAGGUGGUAGGACUGGAUGCCUGAGAAGGUCACCACAGCGACAGGGCCCCGUGUGGAGCAGGAGGCUGGGCUGGGGACAGCCCUUGGGUUCCACACCCUGCUGAUGGGUCAGAGGCCAGACAAGGAGGCUGUUCUGGAAGCCUGUGUCCAGGCGGGCUCCAAGCAG